AAAGCUUCAAUAUUGGAUAAAUAAAUCUUUGGCAAAAAAGUGGAGGUAUCACAAACAUAAACUAGCCAACAGCAAAUACUUUGACCCUAACAAAACACAGGAGGAAAAUUGUAGAAAAACGCCUCCGAAUGUCCCUCUCAACAACGGCAGUUUUUGGUGAAAGAGAAGAGCAUUUGGAUGAUGUUGGGAAGAUUGAAUUCUAUCGGAUAACACACACCUUAAAGAAUGGUAAUAUUGUUGAUGAAGAAGCUAAGAGAAUCUUGAAUGAGGCUGAAGCUACUUUUGAAAAAUAUAAGCAGGAGAGCCCAGAUUCAAGCACUAAAGAUUUGUUAAAAGCUGAAAGGAAAAUCAUGCCCCAAGUUAGGGGGUCCGAAAGGAGCGGACGUGUAAGAGGAUUGGGGUUAGGACCAACCCCAACAUCAAUUGGUAUCUCCAAGGCUUCUUCAAGUAAAAAUUGCAAACUGAAAAAAGUGAGAAAAGAGUUGAAAGAUCUGAAGGGGCAGAUGUCAGCUGUACUUGGAAUUCUCAAAGAUGCUGGAUUGGUGAGUCAAUAUCAAUGCUGAGCUUAUAUUAUUGUUAUAAACAAAUUAAUUUAUG
Molecule: messenger RNA, 597 nt
Organism: Rubroshorea leprosula
Lineage: Eukaryota; Viridiplantae; Streptophyta; Magnoliopsida; Malvales; Dipterocarpaceae
Source: the annotation of a GenBank genome assembly